Molecule: messenger RNA, 616 nt
Organism: Trichomonas vaginalis G3
Lineage: Eukaryota; Parabasalia; Trichomonadida; Trichomonadidae
Product: galactose-binding domain-like family
Exons: 1
Source: RefSeq, a predicted model, not a curated record
AUGAUUUUCUCGCUGUUUAUUACGGCAUACAGUGAAAUUGGGAUAUUCGAAAAAGUGUAUAAUGAUAAAAUAAUUCUUAUUGAUAUUAGUGGUUCUUCUAAGCAAGAUAGUAAUGGUUCAAUGCAAAUGACAAAACCGGAAUACGCUAUAUACCCAUGGAACAAACAAUAUGACUGGUGUUCUAAUUGUAUGAGAAGCUAUGAUGAACAUCCCUAUAUUCGUUUUUCUUUGAAAAAUAAAAGGUUUAGAUUCAAUAGUUAUUUCAUCCGCUGUGGUUGUUGCUAUGAUGGAUGCUGUUGUGAAGAAGAUAAUUAUGGCUGUUUCUACUGUUGCCUAUAUUCAUGGUCAUUGCGAAUAUCAGAUGAUAAUAAAACGUGGACAGAAGUUCAUCGAAUGAAAGACGAAGAUAUGCGUCGAUGCAACGAGAAGACAUACAAACUCGAUAAAACAUACAGUGCUAAAUAUGUUGAAGUCAUCCAGAACGAAGCAUGUCCCGGUGAUCCUCCAUGCAUUGCUCUUAACCGAUUUGAACUUUAUGGCGAUGUCAUUGAUGACAACGGUGUUUCCGAUGAUUUUGUUUCAUACCACGAUGAUGACGACGAUGUCAGUAUCAUUG